This is a messenger RNA of Microdochium trichocladiopsis, 993 nucleotides long. RefSeq lists its product as uncharacterized. Lineage: Eukaryota; Fungi; Ascomycota; Sordariomycetes; Xylariales; Microdochiaceae. The coding region runs from base 1 to 993 and encodes 330 amino acids. The record is from RefSeq and is a predicted model, not a curated record. The transcript is spliced from 2 exons.
AUGGCGCACAUCACAGUCGCUGCUCUCCUCCUCGCGGCCUUUGCCCCGUGGCCCCCCGUGCACGCCGUGCUCUACAGUUUCGGCAUCGACAGCGACAAGAUUGAAAGUGACAAACGCAUUGCAUGGUGUGACGAUCAGCAACAGACCUGCAUUACACUAUGCGGAUUCAACCACGCCCCGGUGAAUAGCUGCGACAACGUGUCCUUGUACUACAGCUGCGAAUGCAAUUGGGUUCAGGGACAACCAAACAUCAAACCAAAUAUGACCGACUGGGCCCGUACCAUACCCACACACAUAUGCCAGGAGGCUUUCUCACGCUGCUACAAUGCCGCCGCCGACGACGCUGCAAGGCAGAAGUGCUUUGACGACAUUCAGACUAAAUGCAGCUUCCGCGAACCCACCCUGCUCAACGCCGUCGACCUGGCCUCCGGCACCACACCAAGUUCCGUGAUCGCAGGCGCGGCUACAUCUACGGUCAUCACCACUAGUGUGGAUUCCUCGUCCUCAGGAGUCAUGUCCGUAGUUCAGUCCUAUAUCCCAGACGCUUCAGUAGCAUCAGCGCCCGCGAGUAUUGCCCUAGCACCAAUCAUUGCCGGCUCUGUCGUGGGUGGUCUUGUCGUCGUGAUUGCGGUGGCAUGCCUCUUUUACUGGCUUGGGAGCCGACGGCGCCGUCGCUCUCCCAGCGACAAGGAUCGCCAGCCACCAAUAUCGUUUGGGCCAUCUCAACCCAAGCCGAGUGAGAGCAGCAUCCUUAGUGAUACCGUUAUCGACCGCAUAACUGUUGACAAGCAAGACUCGGCACAAACGAGCAGCAUUCAUAGCGACAACGGCAGUGGCAGCACUGAUAAGUCGGACGUGCAGAAGACCUUGAUCACAGAAAAGACGAAUGGCCACGAAAUGGUCAGAGACCUCAGUGCUUCUUCUCCGCUCGACGACGAAAUGUACUUUGACACGGCAAAGUAUAGGAUGCCACCACCUACCAAAGACCCAUGA